Messenger RNA from Lodderomyces elongisporus, 1002 nucleotides. RefSeq names its product sphingolipid homeostasis protein (gene ORM1). Gene Ontology annotation, biological process: intracellular sphingolipid homeostasis; sphingolipid biosynthetic process; ceramide metabolic process. Bases 1 to 1002 code for a protein of 333 amino acids. The record is from RefSeq and is a predicted model, not a curated record. NCBI's taxonomy places the organism in Eukaryota, Fungi, Ascomycota, Pichiomycetes, Serinales, Debaryomycetaceae. Gene Ontology annotation, cellular component: endoplasmic reticulum membrane. The transcript has a single exon.
AUGACGGACAUUUCCUCCAACUCUAAUGAAUCUCCAUUACUCAAGCCUGCGGAGAUUAAGAUAACGCCACCUUUAAGUCAACAGCAGGAAUUGAGACAGCCUCCAUCGAUAUCUAGAGGAUCCUCCUAUAAUGCUGCAACCGGAACAAAGGGCGUUUCUUCUACAACUGCCAACUCCAGCAAUGCCUUUGCUGGUGUCCCCAUACAAGCGGCACAAGCGUCACAAAAUUCAAUUGAUCCCCUUUCGAAAAACUGUUUGAACGUGUCUCAUACAUCGCCAUCGCACAUUACUUCAUCGCCAUCGUCAUCAUACGCAACAGGACACACUUCUGUACAAUCAAACCCUGGCUCUCCGCGCUCUAGACGAAGCAGCUACGCUCCAACAACAAUCGGUGGUGUUGCCAGUGGCUCCUCUCCAUCUCGGUUUAGAAGUAAUAGUGGUACAACAACCAAUGACCUCACCCCCACGCCAUCUCACCACCAACCCGCACAUAUCGUUACCAGACAGCGCCGAUCCUCGUCAUUAAUCCAACACUUGGAACCAGACACUUUGGACACCAAGAUUGAUCAGGCGCUAAAUCCUAAUGUGAAUGCCAAUUGGGUGAAUCAAAAAGGUGCGUGGGUAAUUCAUAUAGUGAUUAUCAUUUUGCUCAAGAUCUUCUACAAUUUCAUUAGCGUUUUGGAUAAUGAUUGGAAAUGGACGUUGACAAACCUCACGUACACUAUUGGCUCGUAUAUCAUGUUUCACCAAGUUAAACGCACACCAUUUGAAUUCAAUAGUGGUGCUUACGAUAAUUUGACGAUGUGGGAACAAAUUGAUAAUGGUGAUCAAUACACUCCUACAAAGAAAUUCUUGAUGCUUGUACCAAUUGGACUAUUCUUAAUCAGUACUCAUUAUUCAAAAUACGAUUUAAACUUGUUUUUGCUAAAUGGACUAAGCUGUCUCUGCGUGGUGAUUCCAAAAUUAGCGUUUGCUCAUAGAUUAAGAGUCACCUUGUAUUAA